AAGGACAACCAGCGAACAAGACCUCCUGACUGGGUGAGAGACCACCUGAGCAAGAAUGGAGGAAUCAACUAAGGAAAAAAAAGUUGUAGCAGUGGUGGGGGGUGGACUGGUUGGUGCACUGAAUGCCUGCUUCUUUGCCAAAAGAGGUUUUCAUGUACAUGUGUUUGAAACUCGGGAUGAUAUCCGGCAAGCAAAAAUCGUGAAGGGGAGAAGUAUCAACUUGGCUUUAUCUCACAGAGGCCGCCAGUCACUCAAGCAUGUCGGAAUGGAGGAGAAGAUUGUCUCCCAAGGAAUCCCCAUGAAUGCAAGAAUGAUCCAUUCACCUAAUGGUGUGCAGUCCCCAAUUCCAUAUGGCAAAAAGGGCCAGUACAUCCUGUCUGUCGACCGAGCCAAUCUGAACAAAGAGCUGCUAAAAGAGGCUGAGACGUAUGCAAACACCAAGUUGAACUUUGACCACAAACUACAGGAUUGGAAUGCCGAAUCGGGUUUAAUGACCUUUAUCAGGCCGGACGGAUCCAAAGCGCAGAUCGAAGCAGACCUCAUUGUCGGUUGUGACGGAGCAUUUUCAGCCGUUCGCAAGCAAUUCCUUCGUCAGAGCCGCUUCAACUACAGUCAGACUUACAUCCCUCAUGGCUACAUGGAGCUCACCAUGCCGCCUGUCAAUGGAGAGUUUGCCAUGAAGGCUAAUUAUCUCCAUAUUUGGCCACGGAACACAUUCAUGAUGAUUGCGCUCCCCAAUUUGGACAAGACGUUUACCUGCACUCUCUUCAUGCCCUUUGAAGAGUUUGCAAAGAUCACCACAGGAGAUGAAGUCAUCGAGUUUUUCCAAAAAUACUUUCCUGACGCCAUACCGUUAAUAGGACUUGAUGCUCUCAAAAGGGAUUAUUUCCGAUUGCCUGCCCAGGCCAUGGUGUCCGUCAAGUGCUCCCCGUAUCAUAUCGGAGACAAAUGUGUCCUUAUGGGCGACGCGGCUCAUGCAGUGGUGCCUUUCUACGGGCAAGGAAUGAAUGCUGGUUUUGAAGAUUGCAUUGUUUUUGAUGAAAUAAUGGAGCAGUUCAAUGAAGAUUUCAGUGCUGUACUGCCCGAGUAUUCCAGAGUGCGAGUUCCAGAUGACCAUGCAAUCGCAGAUCUGGCCAUGUACAAUUACAUUGAAAUGCGAGCUCACGUCAACUCCAAAUGGUUCCUUUUCCGAAAGCGUGUGGAUAACAUCCUCCAUUUCCUCAUGCCAAAGACAAUAAUCCCACUUUACACCAUGGUGACGUUCACAAGAACACGUUACCAUGAAGCUGUGAAUCGCUGGCACUGGCAAGACAAAGUGAUUAAUCGGGGCCUGUUUUUUGCUGCUACAGGAGCAAUUUUGGGAGGCUCUAUAGUGCUCAUCAAAAAUCCCCCACAAAUCAACAAGCUCAGAAUUCCUACUGAGAAACUGUUGAACAAGCUUGCAGGAUUCGGUACCUCCUUAACUCACAUAUGACGCUGAGUGCACCAAUUACAACAUCACUCACAGUGAUGAAAUGUAUUCAAUUAAUUCUCAUGCUGCGAGACAAAAUGUCUCAAAUGAUGCUCAAUUAAAUUCAUUACUGUGAUUCAUUUUAUGAAAAUGGCACUUGAUUAGCACAGUUGUCAGAUUAGAUUUAUUUAAUAUGAUACAAUUUAUUUGGAAUUAUUUUCAAAUAGUACCACUUCUAUUACUAAACAAAGAUAGAAUACAAAUAAUUAUAUUUAUUAAAUAAGAGUACUCAUCUGCUAGACUAGUGACUCAAUGGCUUUAGUCCACAUAGACUUGGGGAUCAUUUGGAUCCAGGUCGGGAUUUUCUGCUCAGAGCAUUAUGAGCAGCCACGUUGUCAUUUUGAAUCAUCCAUGUUAUGACCUGACACAAUUUUCUGCUCUUUGCACA
Messenger RNA from Syngnathus typhle (broad-nosed pipefish), 1898 nucleotides. Its product is annotated as kynurenine 3-monooxygenase. Gene Ontology annotation, molecular function: kynurenine 3-monooxygenase activity; NAD(P)H oxidase H2O2-forming activity; FAD binding. The transcript is spliced from 15 exons. Lineage: Eukaryota; Metazoa; Chordata; Actinopteri; Syngnathiformes; Syngnathidae. Gene Ontology annotation, cellular component: mitochondrial outer membrane. Gene Ontology annotation, biological process: L-tryptophan catabolic process; quinolinate biosynthetic process; NAD+ metabolic process. The record is from RefSeq and is a predicted model, not a curated record. Bases 56 to 1474 code for a protein of 472 amino acids.